GUGUGUGUGUGUGUGUGUGUGUGUGUGUGUGUGUGUGUGUGUUGCGGGGGUGCUUAGACAACAGGGUGUGUCGUCUCCUUCAGGUGCGUAGCCGCGCUAGUUGCCUCUAGCCUCUAACACUGUCCGUCUCGAGUGACACAGAUCGUUCCGAGUGUUGCUCACAAGGACUUAGCCAGCACACACAGACAAGAGCGACCAGUGCAUGACGACCGUGACUGUGCUGCAGACUCCCGCAACCUCCUCAAGCCCUCUAGGAUCAUGUCGGGCGUCUACGAUGAGUCAGCCAGCCAGGAGGAUGGCACAGACAGCUUCUGGGAGGUGGGGAACUACAAGUGUGCUGUGAAGCGGAUUGAUGACGGACACAGGCUCUGCAAUGACCUGAUGAACUGUAUACAAGAGCGUGCCAAAAUUGAGAAGGCCUACAGCCAGCAGCUGACCGACUGGUCCAAGAGAUGGAGACAGCUGGUGGAUAAAGGACCCCAGUACGGCAGUGUGGAGAGGGCCUGGGUGGCAGUGAUGACAGAGGCUGAGAAGGUGAGUGAACUGCACCAGGAUGUGAAGAACAGCCUGGUCAACAAUGACUUUGAGAAGGUGAAGAACUGGCAGAAGGACUCCUACCACAAGCAGAUGAUGGGAGGCUUCAAGGAAACCAAAGAGGCAGAGGAGGGCUUCAAGAAGGCCCAGAAACCAUGGGCCAAGAAGCUCAAGGAGCUUGAGACUGCCAAGAAGACGUAUCACCUGGCUUGUAAGGAGGAGAAGGUGGCAUCGAUCAGAGAGGCCAACAGCAAGGCAGACGCCUCAUUCACGGCCGACCAGCAGAAGAAGCUCCUGGACAAGGUGGACAGGUGCAAGCAGGAUUCUCAGAAGGCUAAGGAGAAGUAUGAGAAGACUCUGGAUGAGCUGAGGAACUGUACGCCCCAGUACAUGGAGAACAUGGAGACAGUGUUUGACACGUGUCAGCAGUUUGAGGAUAAGAGACUGCGGUUCCUCAAGGAGGUGCUGUUGGACAUCAAACGACACCUCAACCUCACCGAGAACCAAAGCUACGCCACAGUGUACAGGGACCUGGAGCGCACCAUCACCUCUGCCAACGCACAGGAGGACCUGAAAUGGUUCAGCAACAACCACGGCCCUGGCAUGCAUAUGAACUGGCCCCAGUUUGAGGAGUACAACCCAGAGAUCACUCACAUGAUCAACAAACGAGAGAAGUCAAAGAAAGGGGCAGACGGUAUCAUGCUGACCAACGUGACAGCGGCACCGGACUAUGUGGCUGCACCGGCUAGAGACAGGGGCAGUGUGAGCAGCUCUGAUAAGAACCAGGCCUACUCCUCCCAGGACCAGUCGGCAGAGUGGUCAGACGAUGAGCAGGCCGCGCCAAACUCCGGCUCAGACACCAAUGGGGGUGGGGGCAACCCCUUUGAGGAGGAGUCAGCGAAGGGUGUGCGGGUGAGGGCGCUGUACGACUAUGACGGGCAGGAACAGGACGAACUCACCUUUAAAGCAGACAACAAACAAUAGCAACACCCACGGCCCUGGCAUGCAUAUGAACUGGCACCAGUUUGAGGAGAUGAGCUGACUAAACUAGAAGACGAGGAUGAGCAGGGUUGGUGUAAAGGCCGGUUGGACAGUGGCCAGCUGGGCUUGUAUCCUGCUAAUUACGUGGAGCCUGUCUAGCUGCUUGUGUACGUGGAGGACACUGCCCCAUUGGUUAGUCACCCAGACUGAACCGUCUGAUCAUACUGCACAUUACCAGAGACUUCAAAGCAAUGCUUCCCCAUCCCUCCUCUCUACCUGAGCAACCAACACACAGACUGAGCAGUCUUUAUUUAAACACUCCCCUGGGACCCACAUCAGACAAAGACAGUACCAACACACAUCAACCACAACACUGGGCUUGGGACCAUGGUCAAACCACGUCAGUAUAUGUGUACCAACAACAAACACCACAAUCCAGAAGUGCAGGAAAAUAAUUCAGCAUUUUUGUGUAGCUGUGUUCUAUUCCAAUGUUGUGCAGUGGUUAUGAUGACAUUUACAUGGCAGAAAGUACAUUCCCUCAUAACAUAUGAUAUGGUUUAGUCCAUGAUGCUUGCAUAGCCAGAAUGAGCUAUGCGCUGUGGAUUGUAAAUAUGUGCUGACGGGGCUGUCAUUCCAUGUAAGGUUCUAAAAGUCCCCCUGUGAAAUAGCAGCAGCAGCAACUGUAUGACAUUAAUGACAUUUAGCUGCAGGAUCACUGACAAAUCACUGUUGAGCAGAGCACAGCAGUACUACGCUGUUGAGCCUUGUUCAGUGUAAUGGCAUAGAACAGUGUUUCUCUACCCUCGUUGUACCAGAGACUGGCAAGCUAUGGUUCUCCUCUUUGGAUGACUGUUUAGUUGAAAAGCUUCUCUCAAGAUCAGACGAUGUUGGUGUCAGACAGAUGAGGGACCACUCAGUAACGUCUCAGGGGCCGGUGCCAGACCAUGGACCGAGGGUUGAAGAAACACUGGUAUAGGACAUAUUCUUUCCCUAAAGCAGCAUCGAGUUAAUGUACUUGUAGUACCUCCGAUCAUACCAUGUUGAUCAUGUGCUUGUAAUUUCCUGACCCCACUGCUUUCUGGACUCAUCACUUUGUUGUUUUCUUUUGUCUUAAAGUGCAAGCUGUGUUCAUUGAGAAAUAUGAAAAUGAUGCUUUAUUGUUUUGAUUUCUUUUGUCUUUUUUUUCUUUAGCAUGUAUUGGGUUUGGGUAGUGCAUUCCUCAGCCUAUACGAGGCCUCCACAAGGGUUCAUCGCAAUUAUAACAUUGACCCAACUCCACUAAUGGGUUAAACGGUUUGUCAUCAGAAAUGAACUGUCGCCGACCAAAUUAAAGGAGACAAAGACAUUUAGGAAUAUGAGAGAAUCCUGGGAAUUCACUGUAUCGAUGACACAUUUAUAGUAACAAACUAACGAGAGCCCCACUGCCCCAUGUGAGAUACUAGAUUCUAUCCAUAGAUAUAAAACACAUGCAUUUUUUUAUGAAUGAAAAUGAGUCACCCUAACUGUAUCCCAGCUCAGUCUCUGUCUCUCUCCACCUUGCUGUUCCUGAUCUAACGGUCAUUGCAUACUAGAUCACAAUAAGCUGUUAAAUACUACUGAAAGUGAGCUUCCUGUACAUGUUCACCAAAUUAUUCCUUCUUUUUAGUUUAUGUUUUUAUCCUGUCAGUUGAAUCCUUAAUCCUUAAUAUCAUUUUAGAAACUGAUGCCAAUGAUUUGUGUCUCUUAACUGGAAAAAUUGAGACUUAUCCAAAUAAUGAGGAUAACUUGAAUCUAUACAACUGAACUAAUGAACUACUGAACUAAUGAAUCAAAGAGAAUCUGCAGCGGAGAUAAUACCUAUAAAAUGUGUGACUGUUAUUAUAUAUAUAUAUACUGCUAAAAAAAAUAAAGGGAACACUAAAAUAA
Molecule: messenger RNA, 3420 nt
Organism: Salmo salar (Atlantic salmon)
Lineage: Eukaryota; Metazoa; Chordata; Actinopteri; Salmoniformes; Salmonidae
Product: protein kinase C and casein kinase substrate in neurons protein 1
Biological process (GO): regulation of endocytosis; positive regulation of dendrite development; neuron projection morphogenesis
Cellular component (GO): cytoplasm; plasma membrane; endosome
Molecular function (GO): protein binding; phospholipid binding
Source: RefSeq, a predicted model, not a curated record